Molecule: messenger RNA, 6278 nt
Organism: Fopius arisanus
Lineage: Eukaryota; Metazoa; Arthropoda; Insecta; Hymenoptera; Braconidae
Gene: Abd-B
Product: Abdominal B
Exons: 2
Coding region: 1668-3194 (508 amino acids)
Biological process (GO): regulation of transcription by RNA polymerase II
Cellular component (GO): nucleus
Molecular function (GO): RNA polymerase II cis-regulatory region sequence-specific DNA binding; DNA-binding transcription factor activity, RNA polymerase II-specific
Source: RefSeq, a predicted model, not a curated record
CAGCGCGGCCACCUGAAAACAAAGGGGGUUGUUCAUAUUCCAUGUGUGUAAAUAAUCAGUCCGCGUGUGCAACCCGGAGACUAAAUCACUGACGAAUUUUCAAUAAUCGGGUUUUUCCCGUGACGUGAGAAAAAAAAAGCGGGGCAAAAAAAAAAAAAAGAGAGAAGCAGGGAAAGGGUAUCCCGAAAACCCUGCUCCCUGUGAAUUCUUACCUGACUGACGGGACAGGGCAAUAAAAGUUUUCGAAGAGAGACAGACAGAGACAGAGGGAAAAGGAAAAAAAGGGAGCAGACUACUAGUGAGAGAUUUGGUGAAUGGUUGAAUGGGAUUUGACACUUUAUCAUCAGUCUAGAAUUUUAAUGUGCUUUUUUUCUGGCUAUUGGUGAGGGAUUGAUUGAGAGGUGUUUUUUUUUUUUUAUUUACUCUCGGUGUUGUACUCUCGAUUGGGUUAAGUCAGUGGUGUUUUUGGAAUAACUGACUGGAGAGGUGACACCAGGGGAUUACAUUUAAAGUGAGUGUGUGAUGCUGCUCUGGACAGUGCUGUCAGAGGAGAAGGAGGCGCAGUAUCGCGCAUCUCCUUACGUCCCGCGUGUGAGACGUCUAUCGCGCUGUCUUGUCAGUGACUAGUUGAAUCUACUUCGAGUAACUCGCUCGAAAUACAUGUCACCUAUUGCUUGGAAACAAUCCAACCGACUCCAUCGUUAUUAAUGUUUAAUAAAAGUGUUACAAAAGUAGAAAACUCUUUGAGAUUGCCAAGUGGAUUUGUCCUGAACAAUAAUAUUAAAUUAAUCAAAGUGCUGAGACUCCAUGCUAAAGUGUUCUCUGUUUUAUCUUUUCUGUUCCAACCCACAAUCAUCAAUCGGAUUGCUCACCUGGACUACAACUGAUCCUGAAUAAAAAAAAAAAAAACUCAUCGCUGUGGGAAAAAAAAAUCAUCGCACGUGGAAAUUUUGUCACCACCUCGUACCAUCGGUUUACGGUAUUACCCACGCGUUUGUACACUGGGGCUUCGGCCACCCCAUCAUUGCCUCCUCUCCCUUUCCAUCUGGUCUCACUUGUCUCUCCCCUCUCUACAAAACCAAUCUACCCCCUCUUGCCUUUCCUCCUUCCCUUCCACUCCAUUCCAUUCCUUACCCUCUCCACCCUACCUGUCUGUCGUGGCGCUAUCGCGCGCGGGUGCGCGCACACAUACUCCCAUACAUUCCGCAUUGCCUCACACACCAAUACAUCCAACACCAUCAUAUUGGUUCACGGGCACAACCCGGGGACAUCCCCUACCCUUCAAAUUCACUCAUCUCUGUGUACAUGCGGACGCGAUGACGAAACAUUUGCCUCAUAAAUUUUAUUGAGAAAAAACUAUUUUCAUCGGUUAAUCAAUCGCUCCUGACAUAUUCAUUCAUUUGAAAAAUUUCAAAUUAUUGCCGAAAUAAAAUAUAUAUUAUAUAUCUACAUCGAAAUUCAAUCGGGCGUUCAUUUGGUAAAAAAAAUUCUCGCGGUACAAUCAAAACCCGUGAACCAAAAAUUUUUCGAAAUUGUGCAAUCGUUAAACCGCCAUCAUCUGCACCAUCGCCGAACACGUGGCUUGUUCAACGGCGACGCUGUACGACAAUGUUCACGCCGCGCCGCUAUGCGGCACCGGCGUGGGCCAUCCUGGCUCGGUCACGCCAAUGGGUGCAGCCGCCGGCACGCCGCAUACAACCGGGGUGAACUGGUGGACCAUGAUGAACGGUGGUGCUACUUACGAGGAGAGCCCGCCGUCAGUACCCCCAACCCUCUCCCUCGUAUCAAUCCAACACCAACACCAACAGCAGACCUCCAAUCCAGGUUCUCACCAGCAGGCAACGACACCGAGUUCACCAGGUGCACCGAGUUCAGCAGCCGGGGCAUCAGCACCAGCGCAGACAGCGAGUGCAAGCUCAACAUCACCAAGUGCAUCAUCAGUGGCGAGCAACAGUGCUGCAGGUCCCCUCCACAUCCCAGCGAAGAGGCCAUCGGCAACACCAGUCGGUGGAUCAUCGUACGGCGAGGUGAGCUGUGUUGAACCAAAUGGUGGUACGUCAACAGGGGUAAUAAGACACUCACAUUCGUCCUCCGCUGGCUCACAGGGUGGCUGGAGUUACAGUCCGCACAAUCCCCAGGAGGCUCACUACUCGUCAGCAGCGACCGCUGACGCUCUCAAUCAUCAUCAGGCGUACGGGGGCACCAAUCCCCCGACUUACUACAACCUGGCGGACUCAGGGACGGGCUCCACCAGGGAUAACCGAAAGGCCGGAAGCAGCCUCAGCUUCUGGUCACCGGUAACCCCAGCCUCCGCACCAGGCUCAGGUAGCGGAGGCGCUACAACCGAGUACAAAUACAAUCCAGCGAGUGCUGGUGGCACAACCACCUCAUCAGCCUCAUCCGUUCCAACUGGUGGAACUGAUCCCGCUGUAUCCACGUGUCAUCAAAACUUUACUCAGAGUUGGUGCAAUUAUGCUUAUUCAGGGAGUCGACAUCAUCCCAUCGAUACAGCGCCACACCAUCAUCAUCCGCACUCUCAGACUGGUGUACCAUAUUUAACACCCUCGGCCGCUGAUGAUCGGGGCAGAGUCGCUGCCAUGGUCGCCGCUGAAUCCACAUUUCCACACGAUGGAUACAAUGGACUCAGGAACUACGCCUCCGAACCCGUCCCUUCCAGUCCAUACCCAACUCCAGUGAUGUGGGGUUCCUCCCCAUCUUCCUUGUUUCCAACAGGUCCACUGGGCGUUGGAGUGCCUGGAAUGGGUCUCGGUGGUGCGAGUAUGAGUGUUGGAUGUACAAGUGGCAAUCCCCUAGAAUGGACAGGUCAAGUAACAGUACGAAAAAAGCGUAAACCUUAUUCAAAAUUCCAAACCCUGGAAUUGGAGAAGGAAUUUCUCUUCAAUGCGUACGUAUCGAAGCAAAAGCGUUGGGAAUUGGCGCGCAAUUUGAACCUAACGGAGCGCCAAGUGAAGAUAUGGUUUCAAAAUAGAAGAAUGAAGAAUAAGAAAAAUAGUCAACGUCAAUCCCAACAACAGACUAACAAUAAUAAUAAUAACAGUAGUGCAAAUAAUGCUAAUCAUCAUGGUGGUACGGGUGGAAGUCAUCAUCAUCCUGGUGGCCACGGUGGUACGAGUCAUCACGUGGCAGUCGGUCAGGCACACCACGCCAAUGGCUCAGCCAAGCAUCAUCAGUGACCCGUAGCCUUCUCUGGGGUUGUCUUCCAUCAUCCUCACAAUGCAACCACUCCAAUUCACAGUGCUACCAGCCAGGGUAUAAGUCACACUAUUCACGGUACAUCCCAACAACUAGCAACAUCACUUCCUCAUACCAUUGGCACUGCUCAUCAUUCGCACCAGUCUAGCCAUCAGUUGGCCCACAUGAGUGCUCAACAGCACACUGCGUUGCUCCAUCAAACAAGCCACGGUCUCGCUGCCUGAAUCAUCAUGCCUGAUUCUUCCCAACACUCCGACCACACGUCACACUUACCACUCACCACUCACCACUGACCCCUCACCCCUGACCCCUCACGAGGAUGAUACACCACAUCACCCAGAGACAUUUAUUAUUAAGACUACAUCAUUAUAAUAAUGGCUAAAUACAAAAAGAAGAUUUAAAAAAAAAAGCACAAGAAAACUCAAAAAAAGAGCAACACGUACAUAUUGGAGGUAUAUGUAUAUGUAUUUAUAUAUAUUAUAAUUCUCAAGUUUGGAAGAUUGCACCUUCGUGAUCCUGGGGAGAUGGAGAAAAGUUGGGUAAUGAUUUAUAGACAAUUUUAAUCGAAUGCUCUACACUCAGUGUUUUGUCGUGAGGAUGGAUGAAUGAUGAUUGUUUGAAAAUUCGGAUAUUUGAAUGAUGUUUAAUGAUUUUUCAUGUGUGCUACCUACAAAAACGUCCAACCCGUAACGCGAUAGUAUUACUCCAAUUAUAAAUAGUUGAACGGAGUAGAGUAUAAUUAAAUUAAUGUUAAAUUAGUAUUUCUUCGAUCUGGUGGAUCAGUGAAAUUCAACUCAAUUCAAAUUGCAAUUUAUCUAAUGUGCAUUUUCGAUAUGGAAUUUUGUUUUUUUUUUUUGUUCUUUCGAUUCUUACGAGUGGUUUUCACGUAUUAGAAUUGCUGUAGUGCGGUGAGAGCAACCUGAUAACCCUAGAUAACGGCGAGAGCGUCGAUUUGAUUUUUUAGAUUAAAUUAAAUUGCGCUCGAGGUAAAUUCAUUUGUUGAUUUUUUUUUUUUUUAAUUGCCCGCCGGUAAAUGCGUACUCAGGCCUAUCCAAAAUUAAUCAUCAUCUGUUUGAUGCCAGUUGGACCGUUGAUGAUGUAUGUAAAAAGAUUAUUAGGCUAAGAAGAGACUUCAACUUUCAAAUGUCCAAGAAUCAAGCAAAAGUGAUUGAUUUUAUUUCAAAAUUUGGUGGAGUGCGAACGGGUCAUUGAAUUUAAUAUUGUACUUAAAGUAAAUUAAGAAGAUGGACCCAUGAAUUAUUGGUACACACGAUUUCGAGCGUCUUUUCACGAGCCAAUUACUAGGGGUAAGUCAAUCUAAACAAAUUAAAACGAGAAAUUAUUGUUUUUUGUUGGCUUCGAUGGAUCUCUCGACUAGUAAAUUCUUUUCACAUUGUUUCGUAUGUUUUCAAUUAUAUUCUAUCUAAGAUAAUUAAGUUCAACUCUCGUUUCUAUUGCAAACCUAAUUAGUCAAUCAUCCGAGUGAAAAACAUUUUUUUUUUGGUUAUUGAUGUAAUUAAUGAAAAAUGUUGACUAAAUUCUGCCAAAGCAGUUGUUAGAUAACUGAAUAAUAAUUCGAGGCUCGAAAGUUUUUCUGUACAUGUACGAGUGUAGAGUGCAUUGUGCUUCAAAGAGAAAAUAAAAACUCCCGACAAAUCGGUGAAACUCUUUUACAAAGGUGCACUGAAAAAAAAAAAAUUAUUAAAAAAGCAAAUGAAUUAAAAUGAAGGAAAUAAAUUAGAUAAAAAUCAAAGUAAUGGACAUAGAAAUUCCGAGUGAAUGGAUUGAUGGUGAAUAAAAGAGAUGGUAGAUUCAGUCGCGAGCCAGUCAUCGCUAAAUAUACAGUGCUUUUCAGCAGAUUAAAAGAAUUAAGAUUUAAACGAAAAAAAAAAAAAUCUACAACUGUAAUUAGUGAUAAUUAUUAUGUCAAGGACAAUGUUUAACAAGAUUUUAAGGUUAUUAAGAAUUAUUAUUAUGAUUAUUAAUUAUUAUUGUGAGCGUCACGUUAAUAUUAUGUUAUUGUUUUUAUUGUGUGUUGUUUUUGUAUGUACCUAUUCAGCCUACAAUUUAAUAUUAUCAAAUAUUAUCAAUGAUAAUGAAAGAAAAACUGAGAGAAAACAAAAGUUAUAAAGAAAACAAAACAAUGAAAUUUCACUCAUAAAGGAGACUAAAAAAAAAAGCCAUGUUAUUAAAUGUGUAUAUUGUCUUGAUCCGCAGAUAACUGUUCUACUGUAGACUAAACCUCAUCAUUUCCUCUCCCCAAAUUGAUCUCCCACAAAAUUGAUAUUUCUCCGUUAAUCGAUCAACGAAAGCCUCUAAUAACGAAUUUAUUCGAGAGUAAAUCUGGGUAACUAUAACUGAAACUAAACUACUUCUUAGAAAACGAAAGGACUAUAGUAAGUUUAAAGUAGAGGAUAGAAAAGAAAAAAAAAUGAAUCGCGAAAGGGAGUUUCUCAAGAUUUCAUCGUACCGAGUCAUUUCUGCAAUCAAUGGUAUGGAAACCAAUAUUUUCCUCAACUAGAAUUCUAACGCGUACGAUUCAACAUUUUAGGAUAAGUAAAUGCUACUUGUAAAUAAAAAUUGUGAGGAAUAAUGACUAUUAAUUAACGAGACGAUAUUACUCCUGUAUCGAAGUGCAAUAACGAAAUGUUUAAUGAGUGCCAAAGUACAGAAAGCAAGUGAGGAAGCUCGAGCUCUCAAGAAUCAUUACACGUGGCUGGAAGCUUCAAUUAUUCACGGAUAUUUUCAGGUUCAUAAAUCUGUUUGAGGAAAUAACACUCGACUCGUGGAUAGCCUAUUACUCAAUUCAAGUCGGAUAUAUUCUCAGUUGACAGUAGAAUCCAGAGAAUAAUUGCCGUUUGUCUCUCUCACUAUCAGUUAUUUCUUGUGUAAAUAAUGGAAUUAGUCCGACGUCGAUGCACGUUCGUAUAGCCUCACCACUUCAAUCGAUCCUCUCUGCUCUCAUCUUUCACCCAGAGAGGAGAAUCAAACCCCAACUAUUAUUUUUUUCUACAUCGACAAUUAAGCAUUCAACUCCCAUUAAUCCAUUAAAAGAAGAAGAAGAA